ACCCCCGCACCAGUAUUUGCUCCAAAAAGUUAACUCUCACCUAAAAUGCUUCAAUUACCCUUACCUCUAUGCCAAUUCAAUUGGUGUCUUUUCUGCUUCCAUUUCCCCUCUUUGUAAAUUGCCUAUUCCCUCAGACCUCAAAUAUCCCACGAAAUAAUUUUCUUUUGUUUAGUCAAAAUCUUUGUACCAAACAACAUUAGUCUAUGUCAGUAGAUGGGCCUAUAUAUGUUUUCGUUUGCCUUUCUUCAAAGCCACAUUCUGUGAUCAAAGUUGAGCGUGAAAGUGGGUGCUGGGUUUAUACUUUUGUACAUCACUACAGAAGGACAUAAAUAAGUUAUACAGCGUUUUUGUUUGUGGGUUCUUUAUUGAUUGCUGGGAAAGUUCAGAAUUUACAAGUUAAGGAUAAGGACUAUCUAGCUACCAUUUAGUUACUCAUCCAUGGAGACAAUGAGUUCAACUGUUUCGAUGCCCUUCCCUCGGGGACCAACCAGUUAUGAUGAGAUAUCUAUGCAACAGAGCAUGCUCUUCUCUGAUAGCCUCAAGGAUUUGAGAAAUCUUAGGAAACAACUUUACUCAGCUGCAGAAUAUUUUGAGUUUUCUUAUACCAACGAUGAUCAGAAACAUAUAGUGGUGAAUACAUUGAAGGAUUAUUCCGUUAAAGCUCUUGUCAAUACUGUAGACCAUUUGGGCUCUGUGUCCUACAAGGUGAACGAUUUGUUGGAUGAACUGGUUGAUGAAGUUUCUGGAACAGAGCUUCGGUUAUCAUGUAUCGAGCAGAGGUUAAGGACAUGCCAGGAGUAUAUUGAUCGUGAAGGCCUUUCUCAGCAGUCACUCAUGAUAAACGGUUCCAAGUACCAUAAACGGUACAUCUUGCCAGCGGGGGAGACCAUUCAAGGUGCCAUCCAUACUAAGUUGAAUUACCAAGGAUGCAAUCUAGAUGAUGAAGACGACUGGCAUCAGUUGAAGAAUGCUAUUCGAUCUACAAUUGGAGAUACUCCAUCUGUAGGCAUUAAAGGACGCUCGCCUUCACCAUCUCCACGACUUGCUCAGCAACCUGGAAACUUUUCAUUCUCGGGCACUAUCACCAGAAAAGAUUUAGACAAACGAACAAUGUCACCACUCCGGUUUCCCCUUUUGCGUUCGGGAUCUUUCUCAAGUAAGCCGAACACACCAAAAAGUUCAAGGCCAACAACCCCAAACAGGAGUCGGCCAACUACUCCAAAUCCCUCUUCUGGAAGACAACAGUACAUAUUGGAACCUCGCAAAUCUGCUUCAAUGCGCAUCUAUUUCGAGAAAGAAAGCCCUAAAGAUAUAGAACAAUCUCCCAGCAAAAGUAAACGCCUUUUAAAGGCAUUGCUCAGUCGACGCAAGUCAAAGAAAGACGAGAUGUUAUACACUUAUUUGGACGAAUAUUAGUCACAGGAACAGAAACAAGAAACGAAAAGAGAUCUGAGGAGCAGGGAGAUUACUAUCUGCUUUGCCAUUUUUUCUUGAAUCUCAUUAAAGAGUUGUAUAAUUUUGUUUUCUUUCCAAGUUCCAGUUUUCACCUUCCAUUAAUGAAUUAAGUAUAGUUGUACUUGUAACUUUUCUCUAAUACAAUGUUUUAAGUAUUAUUGGUAAUGGAAAUGACCAUUUAGCA
Messenger RNA from Olea europaea var. sylvestris, 1639 nucleotides. Its product is annotated as protein ABIL3-like. Bases 439 to 1416 code for a protein of 325 amino acids. The transcript is spliced from 10 exons. The record is from RefSeq and is a predicted model, not a curated record. Lineage: Eukaryota; Viridiplantae; Streptophyta; Magnoliopsida; Lamiales; Oleaceae.